Nilaparvata lugens (brown planthopper) is the source of this 1537-nucleotide messenger RNA. RefSeq names its product adenosine deaminase. Lineage: Eukaryota; Metazoa; Arthropoda; Insecta; Hemiptera; Delphacidae. The transcript has 9 exons. Gene Ontology annotation, molecular function: adenosine deaminase activity. The coding region runs from base 166 to 1266 and encodes 366 amino acids. Gene Ontology annotation, cellular component: external side of plasma membrane; cytosol. The record is from RefSeq and is a predicted model, not a curated record. Gene Ontology annotation, biological process: negative regulation of adenosine receptor signaling pathway; purine ribonucleoside monophosphate biosynthetic process; adenosine catabolic process.
UGAGAGAUCGCGAUAGUACUCACUCCUUUCAUUCUCGCAUCUCAGUCGUCUACUCAUCGUGUAGCUGGCCACACAACAUUGUCUGUCAAAACUCAUCAAUCAGCUGUCUUUUCCUGUUUUUACUCUUCUCUCAAAGUGCAAGUUGAAUAAUAAGUGCAUAUAACAAUGUUGGAUAACUAUUACACAACAGCUGACUAUGCAAAGUGCAACAGCGAGUUCCCUAAAAAGGUAGAGCUUCAUGUACACCUCGAUGGAACAAUUACACAUAAAACAGCCUGGGAGCUUGUUAGAUCGAAACAGUUACCACUCCCCGGAAACGGUACUUAUGAGGACUUUAGCAAAGCGCUACUAAUUACAGAACCAGAAAGUCUUCACCAUUUUCUAAGUCCGUACAAAUACAUCACUCCUGCCUAUGCGGGAGACAUGGCGGCUAACGAAAGGAUAGCUUACGAAUAUUGUAUGAAUGCAGCUAAAGACAACAUCAUCUAUGCUGAAGUCAGAUUCUCUCCCCAUAAGAGUUUGGGAGAGAAAGAGUACAACCGACUUGGAUUUGCAGGUCUGGAAGCUGUCGUGGAAGCAGUAAUAAGAGGAAUCGAGAGAGGAGAAAAAGAUUUUGGAAUCACCGUAAAGGUCCUGUUGACCGCUUACUAUGGCUGGAGCUAUGGUGACCAGUUCGAAGUCCUGAAACUUUGCCAAAAGUACGAUAAGGUGGUUGGAAUGGAUCUUUGCACAAAACAGCCUGACAAUGGAGUUUCAGACGAAGCCCCUGUGACUGCCGAACUUCUAUUUUUGUUCGAGGAGGCGAAAAAGACUGGAGUGAAAACUACAAUACAUGCCGGUGAAGCUAGUGGACCCAAAGCUAUAGAGAGGGCAAAAGACUACUACAGAUGCGACCGGAUAGGACACGGAUAUCACGCAGUGCAAGAUCCUGUCAUCUACAAGUCAUGUCUCGAGGAAAAGAUCCACUUGGAAUGUUGCCCUUGGUCCAGCCUCUUGACAGCAGCUGUCAAGCCGAGUGACAGUCACAGGAAGCAUCCUAUAGUCAGGUUUGCUGAAGAUGAAGCAAAUUUCUCUCUGAACUCUGAUGACCCAACUUUCACCGGAAAAUUCAUAAACGGUGAUUUCAUCUUAGCUCAAAGCUGGGGACUUACCAAGGAACAGAUCUCUCAAUCUAUCUUGAAUGCAGCUCUUGCUUCUUUUCUUCCUGAGAACGAGAAGAGUAAACUUGUCAAGGAAAUUGCUUCAACUUACCAUCUAAAAUAUUAAUUUCUAAAAUAAUUCUUAAACUAUACCAUGAUAUUCUAUUUUCUCCAAUAACGAUGGAACGAUGUAGCCUCAAUUAACAUGAAUGUGCGGUAUUUCCAGUGUAGUUUUUGUUUUCUCAUUUUAUGGAAUCGAUAAAAAAAUGGAAUGUGUUGUUUGAAAAAAAUAUUGAAAUGAAAACAACUUUAAUAUUUUUGGUUAUUGCUUGUUGUAUUCCUUGUGCGUUUGUCGUGUCAAUAAAAAACGUGUGUUUUUUCAAGUCCUGCUCUCCAAU